CCACUCGCUCACUCUCUUGUUGACUCCCUGCUCACCGGAGACCGAGGAGCUCACUCGCUGGCAAACAGAGUCAGGACGGCAACCUGCAGCCACCAAGGCAGGGGCAGUGGCUGCGGAGCUAGAGCUAGAGACGAUCGAUGGCCGUGUCACGCUCCGGUGCGGCGGGGGUGGCCGGCGGCGGCGACACGACCGACGACGCGGACCGAGCGCGGCUGCACCAGCUCGGCUACAAGCAGGAGCUCAAGCGCGGCCUCUCCCUCAUGUCCAACUUCGCCUUCUCCUUCUCCAUCAUCUCCGUCAUGGCGGGCGUCACCACCACCUACAACAGCGGGCUGAGGUACGGCGGGCCGGCGUCCAUGACGCUCGGGUGGCUGGUGGUGGCGGCCUUCAACGGCUGCGUCGCGCUGUCCAUGGCGGAGAUCUGCUCCGCGUACCCGACCUCCGGCGGGCUCUACUACUGGAGCGCCAAGCUCGCCGGCAGGGAGUGGGCGCCCCUCGCCUCCUGGGUCACCGGCUGGUUCAACAUCGUCGGACAGUGGGCUGCUACGACGAGCACGGACUUCUCCCUGGCGCAGCUGGUCCAGGUGAUCGUCUUGCUGGGCACCGGCGGGGCCAACGGCGGCGGGUACACGGCCUCCAAGUACGUCGUGCUGGCCAUCCACGGCUUCUUCCUCGUCCUGCACGGCCUCAUCAACAGCCUCCCCAUCCGGUGGCUGUCCUGGUGCGGCAAGCUCGGCGCGUUCUGGAACACGGCGGGCGCAUUCACGCUGGUGAUCCUCAUCCCGGCGGUGGCCAAGGAGAGGGCCAGCGCCAAGUUCAUCUUCACGCACUUCAACGACGACAACGGCAUGGGCAUCCAUGGCAAGGCCUACAUUCUCGCCCUCGGCCUCCUCACCAGCCAGUACUCUCUGCUCGGCUACGACGCGUCCGCUCACAUGAUUGAAGAGACGAAGAACGCGGACUGGAGCGGGCCGAUGGGGAUCAUCAGCUCGGUGGCCCUCUCGACCACGUUCGGGUGGAUCUUCCUGGUGGCGCUGACGUCGAUCGUGACGGACAUACCGUACCUGCUCAGCCCAGACAACGACGCCGGCGGCUACGCCGUCGCCCAGGCCCUAUACGACGCCUUCGACAGGAGGUACGGCAGCGGCGUGGGAGGGCUGGUCUGCGUCGGGGUCGUCGCCGUCGGCAUCUUCUUCGCCGGCGCCAUGUGCAUCGCCAGCAACUCGAGGAUGGGGUACGCCUUCUCGAGGGACAGGGCGAUGCCGCUCUCGCGGGUGUGGCUCCGUGUGAGCAAGAACGAGGUGCCCCUCAACGUCGUCUGGCUCUCCGUCGUCGUCGCCUUCGUCAUGGCCCUCACGUCGCUGGGGAGUCAGGUGGCGUUCCAGGCGAUGGUGUCGAUCGCGACGCUGGGGCAGUACAUCGCCUACGCGCUGCCCAUCUUCUUCCGGGUGACGACGGCGAGGAGGUCGUUCGUGCCGGGGCCGUUCCACCUCGGGAGAUACGGGGUCGCCGUCGGCUGGGCCGCCGUCCUCUGGGUGGCCUUCCUCACCGUGCUCUUCUCGCUGCCGGUGGCGUACCCGGUGGCCAAGGACAACUUCAACUACACGCCGGUGGCCGUCGGCGGCGUGUUGCUGCUCAGCGUCGGCGCGUGGGUGGUCAGCGCGAGGUUCUGGUUCGAGGGGCCCAUCACUAAUGUCGACUUGUAGCUACGGACCAAACAAUUCACGUGUCGCAUAGCUUCUCGUUUGGAACUUUGGAUUGUAUAUAGUAUAUCGGCGCUGCUUUUUUUUUUUGAGCUAAUA
This is a messenger RNA of Triticum urartu, 1802 nucleotides long. Its product is annotated as amino-acid permease BAT1 homolog. Gene Ontology annotation, molecular function: L-lysine transmembrane transporter activity; L-alanine transmembrane transporter activity; L-glutamate transmembrane transporter activity. Gene Ontology annotation, biological process: transmembrane transport; gamma-aminobutyric acid transport. The record is from RefSeq and is a predicted model, not a curated record. Lineage: Eukaryota; Viridiplantae; Streptophyta; Magnoliopsida; Poales; Poaceae. Gene Ontology annotation, cellular component: membrane.